CGCGGCGGGGCGGAAGUGGCGGCUCCGACCAUGGACAGCAGUGAUGACAUUGAAGAUGUGUCUCUCUUUGAUGCAGAUGAUGAUGUAUCCAGGAGAUCCAAAAAGUCAAAAAUAAGGCACCCAGUGGCAUCAUUUUUCCACUUGUUCUUCCGAGUCAGUGCCAUCGUUGUUUAUCUGCUCUGUGAGCUUUUAACCAGCAGCUUCAUUGCCUGCAUGGUGACCAUCAUCCUCCUGCUGUCCUGUGACUUUUGGGCUGUAAAGAACGUCACAGGGCGGCUCAUGGUUGGCCUUCGCUGGUGGAACCAGGUGGAUGAUGAUGGCAGAAGUCACUGGGUGUUUGAAGCCAGGAAGGUAUCAGCACAGGGGGGUAAAAGCUCCUCUGAAGCAGAGUCCCGGAUUUUCUGGCUAGGCCUGAUCACCUGCCCUAUGAUCUGGGUGAUCUUUGCCUUCAGUGCUCUCUUCUCUUUCAAAGUGAAGUGGUUGGCCGUGGUGGUGAUGGGGGUGGUGCUGCAGGGAGCCAACCUCUAUGGCUACAUCAGGUGUAAAGUUGGCAGCAGGAAGAACCUGACCAGCAUUGCAACCAGCUACCUGGGGAAGCAGUUCCUGCGGCAGACUGUUGCUACAGAGGACCAAGCAGCAUCCUGAGUGUAGUGGGAGCCUCCAGCCAGGCUGCAUUCCCAGCAGUGACCAACAGAGAAGCUUGCUCUGACCAGUUUGGGAGCUGCACACAAGGUGUGAAUCAAAAGAAGUAAAUAAAUCGUGCAAGACUGGAGGUUAAUACUCCUGGCAACUUAUAUUCCAUUUUCCACUAGCAGUUUGUGUUUAAGUCCUCUCUUUAGUUUGAUUAACAAGAAUUAAUUUGCUUAAACUUUAAAUUAAAAGAUAGCCUAAGUGGGUUUCAUACAGGUUAGAACUACUGGAUGAGUUAAGAUUGCUGGAGAUUCUUCAGAAGAGCCAUGUACAGGCUGAGCCCUGGGAACUCUCCUGCUCCUUCAGCACUUGGUGCCUGGGUACUUUCAGUUGUGCACAGCUUUUGCUCUUGGAGGUUGUUGCUGCUUCUGUUACAGUUUUGGGAGUGAUUUUUUUGGCCCUGCAUCCUUCACUGUGACUGGAAUGGUGCUGAGUGGUUGCAGUGAGGGGUGUCUGAAGGAAAUGGAGCUGCUGGGAAGAUCUCUGAAGUCUCAUGGCAGCUGCAGAAGGUGACCUGUGAGCAGGCCCUGGUUUUCUGAAGCAUUCACAGAGCUGGGGAAUGUCCCAAAGCCCUGGAUCUGUGGCAAUCUCUGCAGGCCCACGGAGAGAGUGGCAAGGGUAGAACCAGUUUCCAGGGAAGGCUGCACUCCUGUUCCAGCCAGGGGCUGUGAGAGCCCCCUUGUCUGCCUGGCCUGUCCCUGCAGCCCUGGGGUGUCCUGGCAGGGCCCUGGGGCUGUUCCUGGGGCGAGCAGCAGUUCCCAGGCAUGCUGGGGCUGUUUCCCUCCUGCAGCCCGUGCUGUGCUGUCCCCAGGGUGAGCUGGGGGAGGCCCUGUGGGGCGGUGGCUGGCAGUGCUCUGGGGGGUGGCAGUGGUGUGUUCUGGCUCUCCUCUGCACAGGGGUCACUUCCUUCUCGGGGCUUCUGGCCCUGGAGCUUGUGCUUCCACAGCAGCAGGUACUGGGUGUUCUGGCUGAGGAAUUGUAAAUGCAGAAUGUGGUUUCUGUUUGACUCCUGGGUGCUGUGAAUUGUGGGGUUGGAUUAACCUGGUUCCUCUCCCCGUGCUCUGCAGUACUGGCAGCUGUACAUUUGUUUAGAUCUUUGGAUUGAUACCUUCCUUUUGUAAAUACAUAUUUGUAAAAUCUUGAAAUUAAAAUACUGCUUUGUUUAACCA
Molecule: messenger RNA, 1859 nt
Organism: Poecile atricapillus (Black-capped chickadee)
Lineage: Eukaryota; Metazoa; Chordata; Aves; Passeriformes; Paridae
Gene: TVP23C
Product: trans-golgi network vesicle protein 23 homolog C
Exons: 7
Coding region: 31-645 (204 amino acids)
Biological process (GO): vesicle-mediated transport; protein secretion
Cellular component (GO): Golgi membrane
Source: RefSeq, a predicted model, not a curated record